Molecule: messenger RNA, 3049 nt
Organism: Nilaparvata lugens (brown planthopper)
Lineage: Eukaryota; Metazoa; Arthropoda; Insecta; Hemiptera; Delphacidae
Exons: 10
Coding region: 634-2043 (469 amino acids)
Cellular component (GO): nucleus
Molecular function (GO): RNA binding
Source: RefSeq, a predicted model, not a curated record
GCUCGGCUCGAGACACAUACAACGCCAGUUGCGUUGCGAUCACGUCGCGAACGGAUACGUGUCGUGCGUGUGAUUCAAUUUUUUUCGAAACUUUUGGAAAAAUUUUUCUCCUCCCAAUGAGACAAUGAGAAGCUAUCGGAAAAGGUUUUUCUCAACAUAAAUAAUUUGAUAAAAAGAGACAAUAAGUGGUUAACCUUAACGCAGUUUUGGAAAGAGCGCAAAAAUUUGGUGAACUUGUCACUAGAGAUUGAAAACAGUCUAAACUAACAGUCCAAUCUCCAAACUUACAUCUUACUACAGAUUAAAAGUUAUUGGGAACAUUUUAGAUAAAACCCUAAGAUCUUUCCACUAGAGUUUUGAACAUACUAGAUAAGACUAUCUUGUAAGAGGUUAAACAAAGUGUUUCUUGAAUAGAUUUGAGAGGAUACAAAAACCAUCAAAUAAUUUUGCUGAAAAAUUGCUAAAAUUUAUUGAAACAAUUUACAGAUCGUAGUCUUUGAAAGAUUGAAAGAAAUCCAGAUUUCAAGAAGAAAUUUGAAGAAAUCUAGAAAUAAAAAAUAUUGUAAAUCUUCAGACCGUCUCUCAUUAUAAACCUGCAGUACAAUCUUCACGGAGCAAUCUUAUCAGACUACAAUGAAGAUGAGUAAGGUGGGCAACCAGACCAAUUCGCAGGACCCGCAGGCAGUCAACUCUCGUGUGUUUGUCGGAAACCUGAACACAUUUCAGUGCAGCAAAACUGAUGUCGAGAGGAUGUUCCAGCGAUACGGACGUCUAGCUGGUAUCUCGAUGCACAAAGGCUACGCGUUUGUGCAGUUCACAAAUCCGUUUGAUGCUCGAAGCGCAUGCCUUGGCGAGGAUGGAAGGACUGUACUCGGCCAAAUACUCGAUGUGAACAUGGUCGCAGAACCUAAACCACAUCAGACCGGCCGUAAACGACAAAAUGUCGCCAAAACCGGCAAUGACUGGGACUACUACUAUGACAGUUACUACGCGUCAGCCACAGCAGCAUUCCCGGGUGCCCUGGGGGGUGCAGGGGGACCCGGGCCCAGACUGGUUCCCCCCCUGAAGCGACCCCGUCUGAUGGCCGUGGCACAGAGUGGUGGUGUUGGUGGUGGUGUCACGGGGGGAGCACCCCCCCGGCUGGGUGCCCCGCCAUCGCUCAAGGUCAUGCAACAGCAGCACAAGGUCACAGCUGUUUCUCAGGCGGGGGGACUCAAUGGAACAGCUGCCCCCUUGCUUACAACUCAGGUGGCUCAGCUGAAAACGUACAGUAAUCCAGACAUCCUGAUUUGUGGAAACUGCAGAGAAAUGUUCACUGAACUUCAAGAGUUGAUGGAUCACAAGAAAUCAUACUGCAAGCUUCGAUUUACCUGCAAGUGUAGUGUCACUAACGGACCUAUCACAAAAUCAGGUGUAAAACCCGAACAAGACCUUCACACACCGGACCAAACCACCAACAGCAGCACAGUCUCCCUGAUGUGUGUCCAGUGUAAAGACUCCUUUUUCGGCAACGCCUGGGACCUUAUGGUUCACGUGCAAGCGGCUCACAUGCUCAACAUAUACGAACUUGGAGUAGCACCUAAUGGCGUCUCAAGUCCCUCCAAUGGCAUCCUGGGAGUCCAGAGUCCCUCUAAUGGCGUCCUGGGAGUCCAGAGUCCCUCCAAUGGCGUCCUGGCAGUCCAGACUCCCUCCAAUGGCAUCAUUGGUGUUGGAUCUCCCUCUAAUGGCGUCGUAGCAUCUGAACGUCUUUCCGCUGCCGAACAGUCGCCUGAUGAAUCUGUGGUCGCUAGCUGCUCUCCACAGGGGUCGCCGAUUGUUGGAGGGGCGAGGAUGGAGCUGGACAACGGAGGCGAGAUAGACAUGAUGACGUCGCCCGAUAUCGACGAAGACUUGUGCCCGACGCCUCAAGUAGAGUCCACCGCACAGGCCUGCAUUAUGCAUGCUCUGCACAUUGAAAACGCAGCCGGCACCCUGACUUCAGCCGCGGCCAAAAUUCUCGUCAACCCUCUCACCAAUGGGGAACUUCUCAACGCUCACGAAUGAGUUACAAUUUCACUCUAAACUCGACGCCAUUUUGUAAAAUCUAUCUGUGAAAAACAGCAACAACAAUCAAAAUCUCCGUUGAAAUGAACAAAAGUGCAAGCUAACUUUUGAACAAAAACAGCUGAUGAAAAAACAAGCUAAUUUUUCAUUACUGUCGACAGAUCAAGUUGAACAAUUCUAUAGAAAUGAUUGAGAGGUUUUUAAUUUCACAGACUUAGGCCCGGUUGAACACCAACAGCCGGUUGAAUUUUAACCGUGAUUAAUUCCACGGGAACCAAUCAGAGAAGCCGUCUUUUCAAAAACACCUCAUCUGAUUGGUUCUCGUGAAAUUAAUCACGGUUGAAAUUUAACCGGCUUCUGUGCAACCGGCACUUACACUUCUCGGAAAGUGAUUUAGAUUGACAUGAGUUGACAUCGGAUAUUAUGAUAAAUUGGUGAAGGUCUAAACAGUUAACGUUAUAAUAGCAGUGGAGAAAGAUAGGAGAACAGUGUAGCCGAUUCUCUAACAUGCCAUUGCCUUUCAAAUAAAAUAGCUCUCUGCCUCUAUAGAAGGCAGUGGCAAGGCAGAGAAUCAGCAACGCUCUCAUCCUAUCUUUCUCCACUGCCAUUAUAACGUGAAACUCACUAUAGAGGAUGUGCAUGAAUUCCUCGAUUUUAAUCUGAUAUGAAAAUCUCAAUUUAAACUCCAAUUAACGGGAGGUUUCACAAUAUUAAUAGAAAUUCAACAAUUUUUCCACACAACUUUAUGUUGGAAGAGUGUACUGUGUCAGUAUGCAUGAGAUACGGAAAUGUAUGUUGAGGUCUUAAUGUUAUGUGAAAGAUAUUAUGGGGAGUAGAUCAUAGUGAACAGAGAUGAGAACAUUUUUUCUCUAUGUACUUAUGAAACUCAACUCUACUACUGUUAGGUUGGAGUUAAACCAAACAAGCAAAUUAUUGUUCUGAACAAAGAUUAAUAAAACUCUGGAUAAAGCCAGUGAAAAAUCUUUAAAUUCAAGAGAACCAACAU